GAUUGGUACAGAUGGUGCCAGAUGCUACCACACUAGCGAAGAUCCACAGGGAGUCUGGACUGAUAGGACCACUGAAAGAAAACACAAUUAAAAAAUGGUUCCGUCAUCACCAUGUUCUGGAAUCAAGUUACGAAGAGGCAAUAAGGAAUUUCUUUUAUUCCUGCGCUGGCUGGUGUGUUGUUACCUUCAUUCUGGGAGUCUGUGAUCGACACAGUGACAACAUAAUGCUGACAAAUGCUGGACACAUGUUCCACAUAGAUUUUGGGAGAUUUUUAGGUCACGCACAGACAUUUGGAAGCAUAAGAAGGGACCGAGCUCCCUUCAUCUUCACAUCAGAGAUGGAGUAUUUCAUCACAGAGGGUGGAAAAAACCCACAGCGAUUUCAAGAGUUUGUGGAGCUUUGUUGUCGAGCUUAUAAUAUAGUCAGGAAACACAGCCAGUUACUCUUGAACCUGCUGGAGAUGAUGCUGCAUGCAGGAUUGCCCGAGCUAAACAGCAUUCAGGAUCUGAAGUAUGUGUAUGAUAACCUCCGUCCUCAGGACUCAGACCUCCAGGCUACCAGCUACUUUACAAGGAAAAUAAAGGAAAGUUUGGAGUGCUUUCCUGUUAAACUCAAUAACUUGAUCCACACACUUGUGCAGAUGUCAGUGACGGGCUCUGCAAAGCCUCCAGCUCCAGAGACUGUCCCCCAAGAAUGGAUGAUGCUCGACGCAGAAAAGUCAAUCGCAAGAGCCACCAUUUUGGGGUUCAACAAAAAGUCUGACUCUCUGUAUCUAGUCCAGGUGGUGCAAACCUGCAAUGUGGUCACUUUUGUGGAAAAAUCAUUCGACCAGUUCUCAAAACUUCACAGCUAUCUCCAGAAGCAGUUUCCAUCACAUGCCCUCCCAGAGUUUCCCCACUCAUGGCAUUUACCUUUUACAGAUCUUGAACAUAAGAGAGUGAAGGAUUUGAAUCUCUAUCUGAAGCGGCUGUUAAGUGGAUCCAGGAAACUGGCUAAUAAUGAGCUUGUACUCAACUUCUUCCUGAAUUGGUCCAAAAAUAAGCUGGCAGAAGAUUCAUCAUCUGUGACCUUAGGUCCUCAGUCAGCUGAUCAUAAGCCUGGAGUACAAUUAGUCAUAUCCUACGAGAGCACCCGUCUGACAAUAAUGUUGAAACACAUGAGGAAUAUUUGCCUCCCAGAUGGCUCUGCCCCAAGUGCACAUGUUGAAUUUUAUCUUCUGCCUGAUCCUUAUGAGGUCAGUCGAAGGAAAACAAGAACUGCUCCAAAAAGCUCUGACCCUACUUACAAUGAAAUUGUUGUGUAUGACAAAGUCACAGAGCUCAGAGGCCGUAUACUGAAGCUUGUUGUGAAAAGCAAAGAAACGUUUGUUGGAGCUGUUAACAUUCAACUGAGCAGUGUCCGGUUAAAUGAAGAAAAGUGGUAUCCACUGGGAAACAGUGUAAUUUAA
Molecule: messenger RNA, 1448 nt
Organism: Cariama cristata (Red-legged seriema)
Lineage: Eukaryota; Metazoa; Chordata; Aves; Cariamiformes; Cariamidae
Gene: PIK3C2G
Product: phosphatidylinositol-4-phosphate 3-kinase, catalytic subunit type 2 gamma
Exons: 11
Biological process (GO): phosphatidylinositol-mediated signaling; cell migration; phosphatidylinositol 3-kinase/protein kinase B signal transduction
Cellular component (GO): cytoplasm; plasma membrane; phosphatidylinositol 3-kinase complex
Molecular function (GO): 1-phosphatidylinositol-4-phosphate 3-kinase activity; 1-phosphatidylinositol-3-kinase activity; phosphatidylinositol binding
Source: RefSeq, a predicted model, not a curated record